AAUUGGACGGUGACCACGAUGGCCAUGCAAAUAACAACAGGGACGACUGAGCUGCGCGACAUCACCCGUAUGGAGCGCAUUGGCGCGCAUUCUCAUAUCCGUGGCCUGGGGCUCGAUGACAGAUUAGAACCGCGUGCAAACUCUCAAGGGAUGGUCGGCCAAGCAAAAGCCCGCAAAGCAGCAGGCAUGAUUCUAAAAAUGGUGCAGGAGGGGAGAAUAGCUGGUCGGGCAAUGCUCUUCGCCGGUCCCCCCUCAACAGGAAAGACGGCCAUUGCACUAGGCGCGUCUCACGCAACAAUUCUCUUCUUGCUUGAUGCUGACAGCACUCCAGGCAUGGCGCAGACACUGGGCUCGGAUGUCCCAUUUACUAUGAUUGCUGCGAGCGAAGUGUUCUCGCUUUCCAUGUCCAAAACAGAGGCUCUCACUCAGGCAUUCCGAAGAAGUAUCGGUGUGCGGAUAAAAGAAGAGACUGAGCUCAUCGAAGGCGAGGUCGUCGAAAUUCAGAUUGACAGGAGUUUAACCGGAGCCACAAAAACGGGAAAACUCACAAUCAAAACAACGGAUAUGGAAACAAUUUAUGACUUGGGGACCAAAAUGAUCGACGCAUUAUCGAAAGAAAAGGUUCUGGCUGGCGACGUAAUCGCAAUCGACAAAACCUCUGGCAGAAUAACGAAACUCGGCAGGUCUUUCGCAAGAUCGAGAGACUACGAUGCUAUGGGCGCUGAUACAAAAUUUGUUCAGUGUCCUGAGGGUGAAAUACAAAAGCGCAAAGAAGUCGUACAUACCGUGUCUCUUCACGAAAUCGACGUUAUAAACAGUCGAACACAAGGUUUCCUUGCGUUGUUUGCUGGGGAUACCGGGGAAAUCAAGCCCGAACUUCGCAACCAAAUCAACACCAAGGUUGCUGAGUGGCGCGAAGAGGGUAAGGCGGAAAUUAUUCCUGGGGUCCUGUUUAUCGACGAGGUUCACAUGCUUGAUAUCGAAUGUUUCUCAUUCCUCAAUCGCGCCCUUGAGAACGAGCUCUCCCCUUUGGUAAUCAUGGCGUCAAACCGAGGGAUGGCUCGCAUUCGAGGAACCAAAUUCCGAUCACCACACGGUCUCCCGGUGGAUCUUUUAGACCGCGUACUCAUCGUGAGCACCAAGCCAUAUCUUGAAGAAGACAUUGCGCAAAUUAUUCAAAUUCGGUGUCAAGAAGAGGAUGUCGUCCUCAGCAACGAUGCAGCCAUUGUUUUAACCCAAAUGGCCAUGGAGACAACGCUGCGGUACGCGCUGAACCUUAUAUCGUGCGGCCAAGUCGUAGCAAGGAAGCGGAAAGCCGUCGAGGUCGACGUGGACGAUUUACGAAAGGCUUAUAAAUACUUCAUGGACGAAAAGCGGAGUGUGCAGUGGUUAAAAGAGCAGCAAGGCUCACUUGUAUUUGAGGAAAUCAAUGGAGUGGCGGAGGACGCGAUGAUGACAGAUUAG
This is a messenger RNA of Mycena indigotica, 1464 nucleotides long. Its product is annotated as RuvB-like helicase. Gene Ontology annotation, cellular component: R2TP complex; Ino80 complex; NuA4 histone acetyltransferase complex. The record is from RefSeq and is a predicted model, not a curated record. The transcript has 6 exons. Lineage: Eukaryota; Fungi; Basidiomycota; Agaricomycetes; Agaricales; Mycenaceae. The coding region runs from base 19 to 1464 and encodes 481 amino acids. Gene Ontology annotation, biological process: chromatin remodeling; box C/D snoRNP assembly; regulation of transcription by RNA polymerase II. Gene Ontology annotation, molecular function: DNA helicase activity; ATP binding.